Osmerus eperlanus (European smelt) is the source of this 7542-nucleotide messenger RNA. It is a transcript of the gene tprb, whose product is annotated as translocated promoter region b, nuclear basket protein. The record is from RefSeq and is a predicted model, not a curated record. NCBI's taxonomy places the organism in Eukaryota, Metazoa, Chordata, Actinopteri, Osmeriformes, Osmeridae. Gene Ontology annotation, biological process: protein import into nucleus; mRNA export from nucleus; regulation of mitotic spindle assembly. The coding region runs from base 22 to 7167 and encodes 2381 amino acids. Gene Ontology annotation, cellular component: nuclear pore. The transcript is spliced from 50 exons. Gene Ontology annotation, molecular function: structural constituent of nuclear pore.
UGCGUGCGUGGGGAGUGAAAAAUGGCGGCAGUGUUGUUGCAAGUGUUGGAGCGGUCAGAAAUAACUAAACUCCCCAAAGCUGUUCAAAAUAAACUCGAGAAGGCUUUUUCUGAUCAGCAGUACGAGAUAGAUUCUCUGAAAGCACAACAGGAGCAAUUCCGAGUUGACAGUGAGCAACAGUUCUUUGAGAAGGUGAAACGGCUUGAACAAAGCCAGGAGGAAUUUGUGACCCAGACACAAGAACACCACAAACUAAAAGAGGAGUUAUCCAAGUUUGACGAACAACUGAAAAGUGCACGUGAAAAGAACAGGGAAUAUGAAGUUACCCAAGAAAAGCUGUCAUCUGAACAGGUUGUGCUGUCAAAAGCCAAAGAUGAACUUGAAUCAGAGAAGCGUGAGCUGGUCCGCACCCUGGAGAGACGAUCCCAGGAUAUCGAAUAUUUGAGCGAGGACCUGAGGCGUGUAAAUGACAAACUGGUGGAGACCAACGCGUCCAAGAUGGGUCUGCAGGUCAAACUGGACGACCUUGAGAUAUCCGAGAUCAACAUCAAGUACAGGGAAAAGCGUAUGGAGCAGGAGAAGGAGCUGCUGAAGAGCCAGAUGGCCUGGCUGAACGACGAGCUGAAGGCCAAGAGCGAGGAGCUGCUGGCUCUGUCUCGACAGAAGGGCAACGAGAUCCUGGAGCUCAAAUGCAGCCUGGACAACAAGGAAGACGAGUUGAACAGGGUUCAAGACCAGGUGUCCAGUUUGAAGACCGCAAACGAAAGCCUUCAGAAGCAGGUCGAAGACAUGAUCGUCAAGCUGAAAGAGGCCAAGGAACAGCAGGCCAGCAUGGAGGAGAAGUUCAGGAACGAGCUCAACGCCAACAUCAAACUCUCCAAUUUGUACAAGAGUGCAGCGGCUGAUUCCGACUCGAAGAGCGAGGAGCUGAGCCGUGCCGUGGAGGAACUCCACAAGCUGCUGAAGGACGCGGGGGAGGCUAACAAGGCCCUGGAGGCGAGGCUGCAGGAAGCGGACGGUGCCACGGACAAAAUGGCCGCCGAGCUGAAGGAGAAGAUCCACAGUCUGGUGAAGGAGCUGGAGAACGCCAACGACCUUCUGUCUGACGCCAAGCACAGAGGUCCCGGGGGAGCGGCCUUGAUGAUGUCAGAGGAGCGGAUGACCACCAUGUCGCCAACAGCUGCUGCUGUGGCCAAGAUAAUCAAGCCUGGCAUGAAGCUGACCGAGAUCUACUCGGCGUACGUGGAGGCCCAGGGUCAGCUGCAGCUGGAGCGCCUGGAGAACAAGCGGGUCAACAAGUACCUGGACGACAUCGUGCAGGAGGUGGAGGCCAAGGGGCCCCUCCUCAAACGGCAGAGGGACGAGCACGAGCGCAUGCAGAAGUCCGUGGCCAGCCUGUCAGCCAAGCUGGAGCAGGCCGUCAAGGAGGUGCACCGACUGCAGCGGGAGACGGAUGAGUCCAACAAGCGCUCCUCCGUGCUGGAGAGGGAGAACCACCGAUGUGAGCUGCAGCUGACCGACACGGCCCAGCAGGUGCGCGUGCUGCUGAUGGAGCUGGAGGAGGCGCGGGGCAACCACGUGGCCCAGGACGAAGAGGCGUGCUCGGCCGACGUCAGCAGCACGUCGGAGGUCAUCAGCCAGCACCUGGUGACCUUCCGCGGCGUGGAGGAGCUGCAGCAGCAGAACCAGCGCCUCCUGGUGGCUCUGAGGGAGCUCAGCGACGCCCAGGAGAAGGACGAGGUGGAGACCACUGGCUCCAAGCGUACUGAGCUGGAGCAGAGUCUGCAGGAGGCCCAGACGGAGCUGGAGGCCCUGAGGGGUCAGCGCAUCCAGCAGAUGCAGCUGGCAGAGUCCAUCGUGAGGCAGAGGGACAUGUACCGCGUCCUGCUGGCCCAGGCCACCGGGGCCUGCUUCCCCCCGCAAGGACCCGCCGCCCCCGAGGAGUUCUCCCUGACCUCGACCCCUCGCCGCUCCCCCGCCGCCACCCCCACCGCGGCCACGCCCACCGGGUUGAUGAUGGCGAGCGAGUCGACGGAGGCUGCCGAGGCGAAGGCAGCCCUGCGACAGCUGCAGGACGUGUUCUCCUCCUACAAGCGCGAGCGGGCAGAGAGCGGCAAGGCCCUGACGGAGCAGAGCGAGAAGCUGCAGGAGCAGAUCUCUGACCUGCAUUCCCAGAACGCCAAGAUUUCCACACAGCUGGAGUUCGCCUCCAAGAGGUACGAGAUGCUGCAGGACAACGUGGAGGGCUACAGGAGGGAGAUCGCCUCGCUCAGAGAGAAGGGCCAGAAGAUGGCCGCCACGGCCCAGAGGAACGAGCAGAGUGUCCACAGCUUGACCCAGGACCUGAGGGCUGCCCAGGAGAAGCUCACCAUGGCCGAGGGCUGCGCUGAGAACCUGCGCAGGGAGAGAGACCUGCUGAAGCUGGUGGAGGCUAAGAUGACCCAGGAGAAGGAGGCCAUGCAGAGCCAGCAACGCAGCCAGACCCUGCUGCUCAGCAACCUGCAGACCAUCCAGUCCACCCUGGAGCGCUCUGAGACGGACACCAGGCAGCGUCUGAGCAGCCAGGUGGAGAAGCAGGAGCGAGAGCUGUCCCAGCUGCAGAGGAGGCUGGAGCACGAGGUGGAGCAGAGGCACGUGCUCAGCAGGACCCAGGACGUGCAGCAGGUGGAGGCCAGGAGGCAGCUGGAAGCCCAGGUGUCCCAGCUCCAGAAGACCAGGGACCUGCUCAGCGCCGCCCAGCUGGAGGUCAGCUCUCUGCGGCCGCAGUCAACCCCCGGCGAGUCCCCCAGGCAGGCCCGCCGCUCCCUGGGCUCCCCCACCGCCCUGGGCGCCCUUCCUCCAGGGCUCCAGAGCCCAGACCAGGACACGGAAGGCCUACGUGGCUGCCUACGGCAGGCUGAGGCCCGGGCAGAGGAGCUUUCGGAGCGGCUGAGGACCGCCACCUCCAGCCUGGAUCAGUACCGAGCCAUGGCCCACAGCCUGGAGGAGUCCCUGGACAAGGAGAAGCAGGUGACGGACGAGGUGCGCUCCUCCGUGGAGGAGCGUAUGAAGGAGGCCGAGGAACAGCGUCGGCAGCUGGAGACCAGACUCCUGGAGGCCGAGAAGGAGAAGCAGGCCAGGCAGGAGGAGAACAGGAGAGCCCUGGCUGCUGUGGAGCAGGAGAUGAGCCAGCUGACGAGCCAGCUGAGCAGUGUCCAGGCCGACCACCAGGAGGCGCUGCAGAGGCUGGACCUGGCUGCUUCCCAGGCCCAGCAGACUGUCCUGGACAGCCAGGAGCAGGCGCGCCUGGUGUCCGAGGCCCAGGACAAGUACGAGCGGGAGAUGAUGCUCCACGCCGCAGACGUGGAGGCUCUCCAGGCGGCCAAGGCCCAGGUCCUGCAGGCGGAGCAGCUCCACCACCAGCUGCAGGAGCGGGCGGGCCAGGCCAGCGCCCAGCUCCUGGAGGCCCGCGUCUCUUGGGAGGAGCAGGAGAACAUCCUCAAGGAAGAGAUGUCGAAGGUGUCGGUGCGCUCGGAGGAGCUUCAGAGGCAGAACGCCCUGCUCCACGAGCAGAUCCAGACCAUGAGCAGCAAGAUGGCCGCCACCCUGCAGCGAGCCACCGAGAGCCCAGCCGCCAUCUCCCUCGCCGAGGAGGCCCGGUCCCAGGAGCACGUCCUGGAGAUCCUCCGGUUUGUGCGGCGUGAGAAGGAGAUAGCGGAGUCGCGGUUCGAGGUUGCCCAGGGGGAGAGCCUGCGCCACAGGCUGCGGGUGGAGCACCUGGAGAGGGAGCUGAAGGAGAUGCAAGACAGCCUGACUGCAGAGAGGGAGAGGAUGCAGGUGACGGCCAAGACCCUGUCCCAGCACGACGAGCUGAUGAAGAAGACGGAGACCCUGAGCGUCUUGAUGGAGUCCAACAAGAUCCUGAGGGAGGAGAAGGAGAGGAUGGAGCAGGAACUACAGCAGACCCAGGCCAAGGUGUGUAAGCUGGAGGCGGAGGUCCUGCCCGUGCAGCAGGCCAACGCAGAGCUGAGUGAGAGGACCAGCAUGCUGCAGGCAGAGAAGAAGCUUCUGGAAGACGACGUCAAGCGCUGGAAAGCCAGGACCCAGCACCUGGUGAGCCAGCAGAAGGACACAGACCCGGAGGAGUACAAGCGCAUGCACUCUGAGAAGGAGGUUCACCUGAAACGCAUCCAGGCGCUCAGCGAGGAGACCGGCAGGCUCAGGGCGGAGCUGACCAGGAGUGGUGGUUCCGUGACCUCCUUGCAGACCCAGCUGUCCAAUCUGCGUGAGAGCCUGGGCAGGCUGACCGCAGAGAGGGACUCCCUGAAGAAGGAUGUGGAGGCCAAGACCCUGGAGGUCCAGGAGAAGGGCCGCACCAUCACCCAGGUCAAGAAGAUCGGCCGGCGCUACAAGACCCAGUACGAAGAGCUCAAGGUGGAGCACGACAGGAUGGUGGCGGAGGCAGCCUCCGCCCCGGCCCAGGACCAGGAGGCCCGGCAGGCCUCGGCCCAGGAGCUGCAGGCCCUGAGGGGCUCCCUGACCCAGGCUGAGACCCAGAACAAGGACCUGGAGAGCCAGGUGGAGAACCUCAACAAGACGGUUGGAGAGCGCGAGGCGGAGGUGCGGGGCGCCCAGGAGCAGACCUCCCGCCUGCAGGGGGAGCUGUCCCGGCUGAGGCAGGACCUCCAGGAUAAGGCCUCUCUGGAGGAGACCCUCCGACAGCAGAUCAGCGACAAGGAGGAGAAGACCAGGAAGGCCUUACUGGUGGCCAAGCAGAAGAUCAACCAGCUGACAGGUUCAAAGGAGCAGCUUCAGAAGGAGAACGAGGAGCUGAAGCAGCAGCGUGAGGAGCUGGAGGUGAGGGUGAGCGCGCUCAAGUCCCAGUACGAGGGCCGUCUGAGCCGGCAGGACCGGGAGCUGAGGGAGCUGAGGGAGCAGCAGGAGAGACAGGAGCAGAGAGACGAGCCCCUGGAGCAGGGACCCAGCAAGGCCCAGGAGCAGCAGAGGAACACGGAGCAGAGACAGAUCAGUCUGAAGACCACCCCAGCAGCAGACAGGGGCAGUGCCAGUACCUCGGAGCCGCCCACUGCCAACAUCAAGCCCACCCCUCUGGUGGCCACGUCCGGCAAGCAGCCAGCCAUCCCAGGGAACAAGCCCACCCCGCGGGCCAGCAUCAGGCCCAUGAUCACACCGGCCACCGUGCCCACCCCAACCCCCACGGCCACCGUCAUGCCCACCACGCAGGUGGAGAACCAGGAAGCCAUGCAGUCGUCCGAGGCCCCCCCGGAGCACGUGACGGUGUACGGCAGUGCCAGCGGAUCGGUCCGCUCCACCAGCCCCAACGUCCAGACCUCCAGCCCCAUGUUGGCCCUCCAGCAGGGCCAGACCCAGGCCACCGCCUUCGUCCAGCCCACCCAGCAGCAGAGCGCGCCCCACGCCGAGCCGGCCAAUCAGGAGCCGGCUCCGGUGGUGAUGGAGGUGCCGGUGGAGAGGCCCUCCACCUCCUCGGCAGUGUUCGGAACAUUCCCCCCCGCCCCCGGCCCCUCCUCCAUGUCUAAGAGGCCUCGCGAGGAGGAUGUGGAGACCUCCGCGGGAGACCCCGAGGCCCCCCAGGAGGCCCCCCAGGAGGACCCCUCCGAGCCCCCCAUCCCCAAGAAGAUCCGCAUCAUCCAGAGGGUGGGGCCAGAGGCCCCCCAGGAGGAGGUGCCGGCUGAGGAGGGCCCCGAGUACGAGGGACCCGCAACAUCAGAGGCUCUGGAGGCCCCAGAGACCAGCCAGCCGGAGGACUACCCUGUGUCGGAGCAGGACGAGGAGCCCGUGGUCCCGAUGCCCCUCCCCCUUGAGACGCCCCCGUCCCAGCCCGCCGAGGCCACGCCCACCGCCGACACCCCCGACCAGCCACAGCACGAAGUCAUCGUCAUCGUGAGUGACAGUGAGGACGAGGAGGAAGAGGACGAGGAGGAAGAGGAAGAAGAUGAAGAGGAGGAGGAGGAGGAGGAGGAACAACAGGACUACGACCAAGACGACGAGGAGGAGGAGGAGGAUGAAGAGGAGGAGGAGGAUGAAGAUGGAGGCAUGGGCGAAGGAGAGGAGAGCAACGAAGGGAGCGGAGAGGGCAACGAGGCGUACGAAGCAGAGGACGCCGAGGGGGCUGAUGAUGUCACAGACCCGGGCACAGAGACAGAGGAGAGUCUGGGUGCGUCUGACUCCACACAGCGAGCGGCCGACAACCAGACACCCAUCUUUGAGAGCUCCAUGGAGGUCUUCUCCUCCGAGCAGACCAGCUCUGUCUCCCGCAUGCCCCAGUCGCCAAGGAGACCGCCCCUCUCUCUGCCCCCCCGCCUGAACAUCCUCCCUGCUCCCCCCCAGGAGCUGGGGCCCCCUGCUCAGUUCCAGCGUAUUCCCAUCCGUCGGCCGUCAGCAGGCCGAGGCCUGCAGCUGACCCCAGGGAUGGCCAGCAGCGCUCAACUGUUCUUCGAGGACGAUGACAGGAUGGUUCCCAGCACCCCGACCCUGCCUCUGCCUCACCGCUCUGACGGCUUCGCUGAGGCCAUCCACUCCCCCCAGGUGGCAGGUGUGUCCAGGUUCAGGUUUGGGCUCCAGGAGGACGUAUCCCAGACCAGCGUCGCCUCCUCCUCAUCCUCCCACUCCGACCUGGGGCAGCUGGCCUCGCAAGGAGGUCUGGGGAUAUACGACAGCCCUCUCUUCCUGGCUACUCAGGAAGAGGAGUCUGGGGGAAGAAGUGUACCCACCACACCCCUGCAGGUGUUAGUCCCAGCGACGGCGUUCCCUGAGAGGUUGACCUCCGAGGGGCCGGUCAUGGCCUCCCAGUCCGUCGCCGUGGUGAGCACCUCCAGCGUGGGCGUGGCGGGGACGUCCGAGCCCGGCUCAGAGGAGAGGGAAGACGUCUUCAUGGAGGGAGAGGGAGACAGGGCCAGCAUGGAGGCCUCUCUGGAGUCGGUGUCCCAGGGGGAGUCGGAGGAGCCCUUCCAGCCGUCAGACGAUGCCAGCCUGCCCUCCACCAGCCAGCAGCCUUCCUCCAGCUCUGCAGACCCCAGCAGCAGUAGCCAGCCCAGGGUGUCCAGACCCCCCAGACAGCUGCAGCGCUGGACUGACAACCGCGGGCGCACAAAGAGAGGUCAGACGUUGCUGUCUCGAGGUGUCCAUGGGAGACGAUUCGCCAGAUAAAGCACCAAUCAGACACUUCAACAUCAUUCCUGUAUUCGUGGCAUUGUCAUAGAAACAAAAGUCAUCGAAUAUGACCCUAACAGUCGACUUUUAGUCUAGGAAGGCAGACGUCCUGAGCUAUGUAGUGUACAUAUUUGAGAUCAACAAUAUAGGAAAUUGUGUUCUUCAUAAUGCCAUCUCAAAAUACUUUUUUAAUCACUGGAGCAGUCUUGUAUGGCCUCUGAUUCUAUGACGCUGGUUAUCAUUAGUCCCUAUGAUAUGUGUGUGUGAUCUCCUCGAUCUGAAUCCUAGGUUUUGUACUUGUAAGGUUUGCGAAAGCAGUUCUGGUGUAAGCCAUUUGUUUUAUGGACAAUGCUAAUAAAGUUUGGAAAUCUG